Molecule: messenger RNA, 2627 nt
Organism: Aphanomyces astaci
Lineage: Eukaryota; Oomycota; Saprolegniomycetes; Saprolegniales; Verrucalvaceae
Exons: 1
Coding region: 1-2442 (813 amino acids)
Molecular function (GO): protein binding
Source: RefSeq, a predicted model, not a curated record
AUGAAAGUGCCGCGCCAGUUGAAGCCGCGCGCCGCGAUGGACGUGUUUCAGAACCCCAAUGUGAUCACGCACAUCACCGCGUUCCAACGAGGACUGUACUACGACAUGCGGGACCUGGCUUGUCUGAAGGUCCCUUUCUUCGACUCGCACGACUUGGUCGAGACCUGGAAACCCGUUGAAGGUGCCCUUGCACCAUGGCUUACCCACCACAAGACAUCCAGAGUGAAGCUCUUGCUCUCUUGUCUACCCCAUCUCGAACACGUUGUUGCACUCCACGCAGCCAUCAGUGGCGACCUCCCGUUGCUGAAGUACCUGCACAAGGAGUUGAAUGUGCUCCUGGCAUGCCCGUACUUCCUCCUCGACUACGCGGCCUGGUCCGGCCAUCUCGAUGCGCUUGAGUACUUGCACACCAUUCGUCACCGAGGCCAGACUCCGCAUGCUCUACACGAGGCGGCUCGGCAUGGAUUCCUUCCCAUCGUGAAAUUCUUGGAAUGUUAUCACCGUGACAGCACCUCGGCCAUGAUUGCCGCCGCCGCCAAUGGUCACCUCAACAUUGUUGAUUUCCUCUUUAACCAUCGCCAGGAUUCAUUCGAAGACAAAGCGAUGGACGCAGCGGCUGCGGGUGGACACCUCCAUGUGGUUAUGUGGUUGUACUCUCGGGGCAGUCGGUCGUGGCGCGCGCUAUCUGCCGCUGCGAAUCACGGCCAUGCCCACGUCAUGCACUUCCUGCUGCAAACUCCCAUCAAGAACUGGGGCCCGGUAUCCAUGGACACUGCCGCGUCGAAGAACCGCGUGGAGGUGCUGCGGAACUUGCAGGCACACCCAGAAGUGGUCAGCCAGCACCACGCGAUCGAUGCCGCCGCCGUCCACGGUCAUCUUGAAGCCGUGGUGUUGUUGCACGAGAUACCUCUGGCCACAGCGUCCGUCAAGGCUAUCAACGUGGCGUCUGCCAAAGGAUACUUGUCCAUUGUCGAGUUUCUCCAUGCGAACAACACCGCCGGCUGCACGCUGGCCGCCAUGGACGACGCGGCGGCCAAUGGCCAUUUGGAAGUGGUCAAGUUUUUGCAUACCCAUCGCACGGAAGGCUGUUCCACUGACGCGAUGGACUUGGCGGCGACUCGAGGCCAUCUGGACGUUGUGACGUUUUUACACACACAUCGGCACGAAGGGUGUACGCACGACGCCAUGGACGGCGCGGCGAGUCGUGGCCAUUUGGAAAUCGUGCGUUUCCUGCACGAGAAUCGAACCGAGGGGUGUACCGAGGCCGCGAUGGACCGCGCGAGCCAAAACAACUUUGCCGACGUGGUCCAGUUCUUGGUGGCUUAUGGUCACGCGUCGUCGUCAUCACGUGCGAUCGACGCUGCGGUCGGCAAUGGCAACACGCAUUUGGUAGAGUUUCUCUUGACGCACGGACACCGCCCGUCGGUUGAUGCGUUGGAAAGCUGCGCAUGGAAACUGGACGCAUCCUCUUUCGAGUCCAUGUAUGCUUUGGUGGACAACCACUCAGCGCGAGUGGACGCAACCGUCGAUGUAGCAGUGUUUGCGGCUACUCGGGGAAAUUUGGCGUUGCUGCACACCGCGAUACGCCUUGGCGGCGUCACGGCCGUCCCGGACACGGCGCUUGUGGGCGCGGCAACGAAUGGACAUUUGGCCGUAGUGCAAUAUCUGGUGCCCAAAUCGAAUGGCCACCAGCCGUUGUCGGCCUUCGACGACGCGAGCACAAAUGGACAUUUGGAAGUGGUGAAAUACUUGCACCACGAGGGUUUCCCGUGCACGGUGCGAGCGAUGGAUGGUGCGGCAAUCAAUGGACAUUUGGACGUUGUGAAAUGGUUGAGCGAGCACCGCAAGGAAGGGUGUACGACCGAGGCCAUGGAUGGAGCCUGCCGCAAUGGCCAUCUGGAGGUCGUACAAUGGCUAUACUACGAACGGCAGAUCCACGUGUCGCCGCAUGCGUUGACCUGGGCAGCGGAUGCCGGUCGACAACACUUGGCCGAGUGGCUCGUGACCACCUGUGCGGUGGAAUGCGAUGUGUCAGAGGCACUUGUGUCGGCUGCUGCGUCUGGCCACCUGCCUCUAUUUGUGUACUUUGUGAAGUCGUGUUCGCAGUGGAACGUAUCCGAAGAUAUCUUGAUUGUGGCUGCCCGUCAUGGUCAUUUGGACAUGGUCAAGUGGAUUGUGAUGACCUCCGACCCGCCUGUGACCACCUUCAUGGCCGCGAAAGCAGCAUGUAACGAGCAACGGACUCUGGUCAUGGCGUACUUUAACAGCAUGGACACGAUGGACUCGAUGGGGGACGACGACGUCGAGUCGGGCAGCGACGACGACGAUGACGAAGACCUUGGCGAUGAAUGUGGCGAUGCCCUCUUGAUCGAACAAGUCAACGAUUUGGCGGACGACAGCAGCAGCUGCGGCGAUGCCGGCUCGGACUACGAAGACGACUAGAUUAUCAUGACGCUACACAUUUUCAUGAUGGUUGGUCCCGUCGCGAUGGACACGUUAGUAUUACGCGUGGUAUUUGUUAUACUACUACUGUAUGUACAUAUGGUUUUAUGAAUCUUCUAUAGGUAUGUACGUACAGAUACAUAAUGGCAAGUAACUUUUUUCGCAAAAUAUACUAUCAACUUUGG